Messenger RNA from Myxocyprinus asiaticus (Chinese sucker), 2483 nucleotides. Its product is annotated as crystallin J1A-like. NCBI's taxonomy places the organism in Eukaryota, Metazoa, Chordata, Actinopteri, Cypriniformes, Catostomidae. The record is from RefSeq and is a predicted model, not a curated record. The transcript has 10 exons.
CUUACUUCUGUCCAAUCAGCAGCAAGGAAAUUCAAGCUCCAUUACACAAGCGCUUCCAUUGUGUAACUUUGUAAACAAGACUCCGUCUGAAGAAUUUUAGGAUUCAAGAUGGCCUUUGCCCAGGCUGACAGGGCGAUUGGAGCAAUCAUUGGUUCAGCUGUUGCCGAUGCUGCAGCACAACCACUCCAUUGGGUCUAUGACUUGCAGAAGCUGAGCGUGUUACUCUCUGAAACUCCUCAGCCAGAGUUUCGUCCAGAUUCUGCCAACCCGUUCUACAGGAGGAACACUGGACAGCAGAGCUGCUAUGGAGAUCAAGCAUUUGUGCUUUUGGAAUCCCUGUCUGAGAAUGGAGGUCUGAAUGUGGAAGAUUUGAAGCAGCGUACCUACAAGUUCUUUGGGCCUGGAUCUGAGUAUGACACACCAGUCAAUGAUCCUUACCGAGACAAAGGAGCUCCCAGGCCUCAACUACCCAUUGAGGGACCCUGGAGACAGGCAAGCCUUAAGAGCUUUAUUAAAAAUGUGGAUGCUGGCAAUGCAGAGACAGGUUGUGAAACUGAUAAUCAAAUUGAUGGUGUUUCAAAGCUGGCUCCCAUUGUAGCAUGUUAUGGUGGAAAGCCAGAGAUGUUGGAGAGAGUUGAGGAAGCCAUCCGUGUCACUCAGAACAACGACAUGUGUGUGGCAGUAACUCUUGCUGCUGCUAGGUUCUUGGAGCAUUUCAUCCUGAAUGGUCCUGAUCCUAAAGCGCUGGAUGCAGUGCUGAAACAGCUCAGUGACCCGAAUAGAAAAAACCCUCAGGAGCUGGACAAAGCUGUAGCUGGGCACAUUCAUCAAGUAAAGGAGAAUCUGAACAAGAAACCCAAAGAGCUCAUUCCUACUGUGUUCCCAAACACCUGAGGUUUGCCCGGUGCAUUCCAGGCAGCAUUGCAUGGGGUUUUGACAGCCAGUGGGUAUGAGCAGUCUAUCCGGGACACCAUGAGCUGUGGGGGAUGCACCUGUAGCAGGAGCUCCUUCAUUGGGGCCUGCAUUGGGGCUCAGAUUGGACUUGAAGGAAUCCCAAGUUCAUGGAAAAGCAAGACUCUGCGAUACAACACUUUGCUAGAUCUUGCAAAGAAAGUUGCUUGUCUCCAGCAUGCCUAAACUUUUCAAAGCAAACUAGUGGACAAAUAUAAAAUCAUACAUGUUUUCUUGAUUUUUGUCUCAUCUUCCAUUGCUGUUGUGAUUUGAUAAGACAGUUCAUGAAAGUUUUAGCUCGAAACAAUGUAAGGUUAGAACUUGAUACCUUUGCUCUGUUAAAUCACAGCAUGGCAUGCUGAAAAUAACAUACAUUGUGGCAUUACACAACUGUUUAACUGAGAACACAGUUUGCUCUACUACUCAAUAGAUAGAGUACCUGUUUUGAAUGUUGGCGUCAUCUAGUGGACAUUAGGAAAACUGAUCUCAUUACACCAAACAUGCAAUUGUUUAUAGGAAACACAGAUGCAUACAAUACCUUUAACCAUUUUUAAAAAUGUAAACACAGACACAAUUUAAUAUAGGGGAUAAUGUCUGUAGGUCAGGAAGACAGUUGUUAUUUCUUUGUGUAAUAUGACCACAUUUAUUGUAUAACAUGUUCAUUUGACUUAUUUCAGUAUCUGUUAACCCUUAAUACUUGAUGACUAUCAAUUUAACCCUUAAACGCAUACCUCGGGUCUUAAGUGACCCGGGACCCUCGUUCCACCCCCUGUACCUCAUCAGUUUCUUUUAGAGUUGUGCCAACACCUCUUUUAAUUCCUCAAUCUUUCUGUUAUAAAUAGUGUGUGUGUGUGUGUGUAUGUAAAAUUCCAAUAUAUAUAUAUAUAUAUAUAUAUAUAUUAUAUAUAUAAUGGCUUAAGAACCAAAAAUGCAUAGGGUCAUUAGGUCACUAGAUAUGUAAUAGUUGUUUUUUGUUUUUGUUUUGUUUGUUUUUUGCACUUCCAUAAAUAAUAUUUUUAUGAUUAUUUCAUUAAUAUAUAAGUUUACUAUAACAGGAUAUCUAUUUAUUUGUUUAUUAAAAUAUAAAUUAGUAAUCUAUUCAUAUAAAUAAAUACUAUAUCACAUUGAUUUUCUGUGUGACAAUGAUGAAUUAUCAGUAUUCCAUAUGUGUGGAUACAUAAAUAUUAUAUAUGCUAUUUCUUCCUCAAGUUUGCGCAGUUGUUUCAGUAAUUUAUUUGAUUUACAUUUGAGAGUAUUUGAUGAAGAUACAACAUGGACAGUAUGAUAUGACUAUUGUCAUUUGGGUUUAGGCCUACUAUGGAAAAUAUGUGAAUUGUACAUCUAUUUAGACUCAAUAAGUGCCUGAUAAAAUACUUAUAUGUAGAUUGUGUGUUAUGUGUGGCUCAGUGUGUGUUUGACAGCCAGUUGCAUCUCAUAAAAUUUCAGUGUGAAAAUAAUUAAUCCUGUUCUAGAUUUGUCCUAAUUUGUGGCAUUAUCUCUUUGUUAUAUGAAAAAUAAAACAUCAACAUAUA